CUUGAAGUAGUUUCCUACGCAGAAAGCACAUCAAUUUAUAAAGCUUCAAUAUUCUAUAAGGUUGAUAGAAGACAUGUUCAAGAAUGGAAAGCCCAGAAAACACAAUUAGAAGCUAUUAAAUCUACAUACAAUUUAAGUGAUAGAAAAGUUAGAGUACUUGGAGGUCAUGGUCAUAAACCAAAGUAUCUGACUUUAGAACAAGAAUUAGUAAAGUAUGUUAAAGAAAAAAGAGAUGAAGGAUAUCUUGUUACAACAAAAAUGUUAGCAACUAAGGCGAAAGAACUAGCUAAAGCAUUAGAACUUGGUUUCACCGCUUCUGGUUAUAAACUUCCUUCUAUG
Messenger RNA from Dentiscutata erythropus, 339 nucleotides. Lineage: Eukaryota; Fungi; Glomeromycota; Glomeromycetes; Diversisporales; Gigasporaceae. The record is from the annotation of a GenBank genome assembly.